Rosa chinensis is the source of this 1670-nucleotide messenger RNA. RefSeq names its product tRNA (guanine(26)-N(2))-dimethyltransferase. Lineage: Eukaryota; Viridiplantae; Streptophyta; Magnoliopsida; Rosales; Rosaceae. Gene Ontology annotation, biological process: tRNA N2-guanine methylation. The transcript has 6 exons. Gene Ontology annotation, molecular function: RNA binding. Gene Ontology annotation, cellular component: nucleus. The coding region runs from base 26 to 1318 and encodes 430 amino acids. The record is from RefSeq and is a predicted model, not a curated record.
AAACCCAACCCAACAAAUUCCCGCCAUGUUGUUGGCUCUGGCUCCUAAAACCCUAUCCCCUUUCUCAUUUCUCCCCAACCCAAAACCAAACCCCAAAAACCAAAUCCCCAAAUUCGCAACCCUAAACCAGAAUCCAGUCCCCAAUUCGGAGCCGAUUGAUCGAAAAUGCGAGUAUCGAACCGAGAGAGGUCUCAAAUUCGACACGGGAGAGACAUUUUUCCGGCACGAGAGCGCCACCGGCCGGGAUUUGGGUGUUCUGGCCGCGACGCUGUACAAGAAAUCUAGAGGGAAAUUGCGUGUACUCGAUGCCCUCUGCGGCUGCGGCAUUCGGUCUCUGCGGUACCUGGUGGAGGCGGAGGCCGAUUUUGUGUUGGCGAAUGAUGGAAAUGUUGAGAGCAGGGAUGUGAUCACGGAGAACUUGAGGAGCUCCGGCGAGGAGGAGGAGGAGAGGUGGAAGGUGACGCUUAUGGAUGCGAAUCGGAUCAUGACCGAGUGUUAUCUGAACAGGGAUUUCUAUGACCUCAUUGACAUUGAUUCGUUUGGCAGCGACUCGUCGUUUCUCAGGUCGGCGAUUAAUGCUUUGAGGAUGGAUGGCUUGCUUUACGUUACCUCCACCGAUGGUUUCUCUUCCGGGGGCCGCCGGCCGCAACAAACUUUAGCGGCAUAUGGAGCUUAUGUUCGGCCUAUGCCAUAUUCGAAUGAGCUUGGUUUGAGAAUGCUUAUAGGAGGGGUGGUGCGGGUAGCUUCUGUGAUGGGGUAUCGUGUUACUCCGCUGUUUUCAUACUAUUCGUAUCACGGACCCGUUUUCAGAGUCAUGCUGCGUGUCAUUCGUGGAAAGCUCCCUGAUAGCAGACACUACGGUUUUAUCAGCUACUGCCGCGACUGUGGAAAUUCUCAUGAAUUUUCAUGGGAUGAACUUGGUCGGAUCAGUUGCCCCUGCAGUGAUUCAAAGGUGUCUAUGUCACUAGUUGUUUCUGGUCCUCUCUGGACAGGGCCUCUUCAUGAUGCUGCUUACAUUACAGAUAUGUUAACUUUAGCAAAGGAAUGGGGAUGGGCGGGCAGUGACACAGGAACUGAUCUUGACAAACUUUUAAAUACAAUGGUGGCUGAGAGCGACCCCAGAUUACCAUUUGGCUUCAUCAACUUGGACGAGGUAGCAAGCCGUGCAAAAGUAAAUUCACCAGCACUCAAAGCUGUGGUGUCUGCCCUUCAAAAGGAGGGAUAUGCUGUGAGUAGGUCACAUAUCGAGUCCAAUGCACUCAAGACCAACUGUCCAAUGUCAGAAUGCAUUAGAAUUGCACAAGAACUACAGCAGUGAUACAAAGCUGAAUGAUUUCACUCCCAGAACACAGGCCAGUUUAAGUUGCAUCUAACUUAUGGUUGUCUGGUCUAAGCAUGGAGGAGUUGAUGCUCAAUGACAGUUUUAUGACAACCAAUUUUUGGAACUCUCUGAAACCCUUGUAAAGUGGAAGCGAACAUUGAUGAUACAAAUGAGAAAUAGAGGGUCUGACCAUUCCAUUCUCUAAAGUGCAUAGAAAAAUUUGUAGUCACAAGCCGUGAGCAUUAUACUUCUGAUUAGAAGAUCCAAUAAUUUUUGUAAGCAUUAUACUUUCUGAUUAGAAGAUCCAAUAGCCACAAUAUGAAGGUCCAAUAUGAAUCAGUUGACGGUC